This is a messenger RNA of Drosophila melanogaster (fruit fly), 7641 nucleotides long. RefSeq names its product exchange factor for Arf 6 (gene Efa6). Gene Ontology annotation, cellular component: cell cortex; plasma membrane; cytoplasm. The coding region runs from base 527 to 5191 and encodes 1554 amino acids. Gene Ontology annotation, biological process: regulation of ARF protein signal transduction. The record is from RefSeq and is marked reviewed. The transcript has 14 exons. Gene Ontology annotation, molecular function: guanyl-nucleotide exchange factor activity; phospholipid binding. Lineage: Eukaryota; Metazoa; Arthropoda; Insecta; Diptera; Drosophilidae.
CAUCCACAUUCGCCAAAAUAUGUGCGGCUAAAACCCCCCGCGAACCGCUAAGCGGCGGCGAAACAGUCGGACAAAAGCGACAUAAAGAAACGAAGCGAGAAGCAGACGGGCGAAUUAAACAAGUUUCGUUUGCGUGGAACGCAGAAUUGCGUGGAAAGAAAGCCAACGAAGUAGAAGAAGAAGCAGCGCAGCAAAUGCAAUAAUGUUUAAUGUUUAAACAAAUUCGCCAAGGAGUUUCAUUCUUUUUUUCAAAUCGUCAUCCGUGAGUGCGUGUAUGAGUGUUUGUGAGCGUGUGUGUUUGUGUGCAUGUUGUGAAGUGGAAAGAGUGAAAACAAAAUGAGAGUGUGCAAAUGAAGUUGGCCAAGCCCAAAACAGCGAGAAUUAAUUAAAGCGACUAAGAAAAGUGGCCGUCGCCCAAAGGAUUAAUCACGCCCAGGGGUUACCCACCCACACCGCCAACCAACCAAACGAAAACUCGGUGAAAAGAGUGUGAACCGAUCGGCAGCAGGACGCCGAAGGACCCAAAAUGAGCGAGGAACUGAAAGUGGUGCUGCGGCGCAGCGAGCAGCAUUCCGGUUUCGGGUUUUCGCUACUCGGAACCACCGGACCGCCACAUGUCAUCUACGACAUCGUCGAGAAUUCGCCGGCAGCCGAUUGCGGAGCGGUUGAGGCCGGGGAUGUCAUCCUCAAAGUCAACGGAACGGAUGUCCAUCGCUAUACAACGAAGGAAGUUCUCAAAUGCCUGCGCCUGUCGGAACAGCUGGUGACCUUGGAGCUGAAGCGAGAUCCCAAGCUCAAGGCGCGUAUCAAAGAGCAGCUGGCCAACACCCAGAGUCCGCACUAUGUGGACAUUGAGUCGCCGAACAUCUACGAUUACCACAGCAGCAGCACCAACUCCUCGCCGAAUCACCGGCCGAACGCUGGUGGCAAGGGGGCGGCGACCACGCCCUCGCAGACCGGACUGCGCUACAAGUCACCGACGCACUUGCCCUCGCUGCGCCAGAAUUCGUCGCCACUGCUGGCGAGUGGAUCCACCACGACCACAACCACCGCCACGCAUACGCACAGCCACAGUCGAAACUCCUCGGCCAGCUCCACCAAGAUUAAGGUGGUGGAGACAAGCAUCACCACCUCGACCACGAACGUAGUGGGCCUCACAUCGCCCACCGGUAGUGUUGGGGGUGGUGUUGGUGGGGAGGCCACUUCGCCCACCUUCCGCCCCUCACGCAUUCCACAGGCGCUCACCAAAUGUGCCGUACCCAAGCCCGUGCCCGUUCUCCAUUCGCCGCAGAAUAAGCGGCCACGCCCAUCGCAGAUUCCGACAAAGGCGGCGAACGGAAACGGGAACGGACAUACCGCCCAUCUGCCACCGCAAUCGUUGCAGCAUUCCAACAGCUACAGCGGCAGUCCGGUGACUCGGCAGCGGUUUGCCGAUAGGGAGCCGGAGCGGGAACCGGAACCGAAUUCGGCGCCACCGCAGCCGGCGAAGGCGCCACGCUUUGAGGCUUACAUGAUGACCGGUGACCUUAUUCUCAAUCUGUCCCGGACACCGCAGACCAGCAAUCCGCUUCCCGCCCAGGCCAAAAAGAUUGACAGUCUUCGCGAUUCACCCAGUCGUUUGGUAAAUCCGCGUAUCAACGGCGCACUAGCACCGCGUGCCUCUGGUGAAUCCUCGCCCACGUCCUCCUCUUCGGUAGACUCGCCCACCAACACCAGCUCAGAUUCCGUGAAGCGCGAGGCAAAGCUGCUGCAGAAACAACAGCAGCAGCAGCAACAAACCUACCAACAACAACAGCAGCGGGACAGCAUCAACAACAGCUACAAUCGUAAGGAUUCGCUGACCAACGAUACGCUGCUCAUGUGCGAGGAGUUGGAGCCGGACGAGGAGGGCGAGUAUGUCCUGGAAGAGGACAACAAACAGCAGCGGCAGCGCCAACAGCAACAACGAUACCGCCAGCAGCAAAAUCAGCAACGCUACGAAUACUACCAAAACGAGGACGAGCUGGAGGAGCAGGAGGAGGUUGAGGAGGAGCGCGAGGAGGAUCAAACACACUACGACAUCACCAAUAUUGAAACCUACCAGAGCGGUGUGGGCCGGGGUGACGACGAUGACAGUGAUCGGCAGUGUCUGGUAGACGACGACGAUGACGAUGAUGCCUACGAUGAUGAGGAGAACGAUGCGGGCGACGAGGACUACUCCACCAACUCGCUGGGCUCCGGUUCAGCCAAGCAACGAUUGCGGGCGUUGAAACAGCGCACUGCCACCCGCCAGCAGCAGCGAAAUCGGGAUGCCGUCGACUGUGCAGGACGCUCCGGAUCGGGAUCAUCAUCUACCACGGUCAAGAGCGAGGCUGGCGGCCUGGGCCUAGAUGAAACCUCCUUCUCAGUGCCAACCUCUCCGAUCUCGCUGUCGACGCCGCUGAUCGACAAGGAGACGGCCAACUCGGUGCCCACGAGCCCGGAGCCCAGUUCGCUUGUUCCGGAGUCGAGCAGUGGCGCUGGCGCCGGAGCCGUGGUGGUGCGCCGGCAUAACGGACAUGUGGUGCGGAAGUGUGAUGCCGCCGGUUUCCGCACCAGCAAGUCUGAGGACCAUUUGCAGCAGAUCCAGCGCGAGGGCAUCGCCGCUGUGAUACCCAUCGACAUUGAUGAGGAUGUGAAUAGUUCGCUGAACACGCUGCUGGACACGCGUCAGGACUCCGAGGACUCGCAGGCAUCGGAUCGCGAUCGGAUCGUGUGGACUUAUAAUGCGCCACUCCAGCCGCAUCAGUUGGCGGCUCUUCAGCGACAGCAGCAACAGCAAGAGCAGCAAUUCCAACAGCAGCAGCAGCAGCUUCACCAGCAACAUCUGCAGCAACAGCAGCAGCUUCAGCAGCAACAUCAGCAGCAGCAACAACAGCAGCAGCAGCAACAGCAGCAGCAACUCUACGGUCAGCAAUCGCAUUCAAAUUCACAUUCAAGUUCCAUUAGUUCGUCGCCCCAGCACUCGGCUGUGGGCAGUCCGGCCUCGCCCACGUCGGUUUCCUCGUCGGUGAUGUCCUCGUCGGGCUCCAAGGGCGCCCUGGGCCUGGGCAGCAGCAGCAAUGGUCCCAUGGCCGCCGUGCAGCAACAACAGCUGAGAGAGAGGGAGCAGGGCGGCCAGGUCGCGCAACCGCCCAGCGGGAUUCCUGGCUUGCUUAGCUGCCCAGGUGGUGGGUGCGGAAACAAUGGUGGUGGUGGAGGCAUUGGUGGUGGUGGCAACAACGAUCAGAGCGUCUCAGAGGCCAUUUCGAAUAUAUCUAGUCCCGACUACCAAGACGACGAUAAUUUAUUGAGUUCUCGCGAUAUUCUAGGCGGCAUGGUACUUAGCGAUCCCAGUGAUUCGGACUCCACCAUCCUCGUCUCGGACGCGGCCGCCCAUCAGCGCCAGCAGCUCAAGCAGCAGUUGCGCGCCCAGCAGCAACAGCAGAGAGAAAGGGAACGGGAUAGGGAUCGAGACAGGGAACAGUCCGAGCACAAAGUGGUCAUACAAGUGCGCGGUCUGGACAGUAACAGCAGCGGCGGCAACGGAACUAACGGCCGCUCCGAGGAGGAUGUGGUCACGCUGACGGACGAGCCGCUGGGCACGAUGACCGUUGGCAUGCGGGACGCCUCGCCGCCAGUCUCUGACGAUGGCAGCGAUGUGGAGUCCCUGCACUCGUAUCACUACUCGCCCAAGGCCGUGGACAUGCCCUCGGCCAUACGCCUGGCCAAAAGACUGCACUCCCUCGACGGUUUCAAGAAGAGCGAUGUGUCGCGACACCUCAGCAAGAACAAUGACUUUAGUCGAGCGGUGGCCGAUGAGUAUCUCAAACAUUUUACCUUUGAGAAGAAGUCACUUGACCAAGCGCUGCGUGAGUUCUUGCAGCAAUUCUCGCUGUCCGGCGAAACGCAGGAACGGGAACGAGUGCUGGUGCACUUUUCCAAGCGCUUCCUCGACUGCAAUCCUGGCACCUUUAACUCGCAGGACGCCGUGCACACGCUGACCUGUGCCAUAAUGUUGCUGAAUACGGACUUGCACGGCCAGAACAUAAAUCGUAAGAUGAGCUGUGCGGAAUUCGUCGACAACCUGGCAGAUCUCAACGAUGGCGAGAACUUUCCCAAGGAUGUGCUCAAGUCGCUUUACCAGGCCAUUAAGACCAAGCCGCUUGAGUGGGCACUAGAUGAAGAGGCAGGUGAUCUGCAGCAGCAAAGAGCCAACAAUAGUGCCCUGGGCAAUGUGGGUCUCAAUCCCUUCCUCGAUCCCCCAGAACUGGCCACAGCUGUGGAAUACAAAAAAGGCUAUGUGAUGCGUAAAUGCUGCUAUGACAGCAGCUUUAAGAAGACUCCCUUUGGCAAACGCUCCUGGAAGAUGUUCUACUGCACGCUGCGUGAUCUUGUGCUGUAUUUGCAUAAGGAUGAGCACGGUUUUCGUAAAAGUCAAAUGUCCGACAAUCUGCACAAUGCAAUACGCAUACAUCACGCACUGGCCACCAAGGCCAACGACUACACCAAGAAGCAACAUGUGUUCCGGCUGCAGACGGCCGACCAGGCCGAGUAUCUGUUCCAGACCAGCGACUCCAAGGAGCUGCAGUCGUGGGUGGAGACGAUAAAUUACGUGUGCGCCGCUAUAUCAGCGCCUCCGCUCGAGGGAGGGGUGGGCAGUCAGAAACGAUUCCAACGUCCGCUCCUGCCCAGCAAACAAUCCAAGCUGAUGCUGAAAGAGCAGUUGGACUCGCACGAGGUGCAGCUGGCGCAGUUGGAUCAGGAGCUUAACGAGCACAAGAAGGGUCCUAUUCCCAGCAAGGGCUUGGCUCUGCAGAACUACAAGGAAAAGGAGAGCUACUUGCAGUAUGAACUUCGUCGCUACCGCACUUAUGUGAGCAUUUUGAGCGCCAAGAUGCUGGCUGAUCAGCAGCAGCUGGAGCUGCAGGCGCAGCAGCCCUCUCCAGCGUCGCACGAGGAAGAGGCCGACACAUUCCCAGUGGGCACCACCGCCUGCACGCCACCCACGCCGCAAAGUAUUAACCAGAAGGAUCAGCAGAAGGAGCAGCAGCAGCAACAGCCAACGAACAGUCCGCCCAGAAUCUCGGUGUCAACCAAUUUGGCCUGGCGCAAGAUCUUCUGGGACUCAGUUUGCUGCGGUGUUCUGUUGUGUUGCUGGCAUUAUUGUACUGUGCUCACUGUUAUUCCUUAAUCCUUUCUAUGUGUAAAUAUAUUUCGUGUGCGUUCUUUUUGUUUGGCAUUUUGCUGGCAUCAUAUUACCACAUCCCCACAUAUACAAGCUUUAAUUUUGAAUAGUUUUAACUACGAUACGUAUAACAAUAACUGAAUUCAGACUUAAGUGUUGCGCGUAGGCAAUUAAAAGGAAAAAAGGAGACGGAGACCCCUAAUGUAAUUAGUUCUUAUGUGAAAAUGGUUUUAUUUUGGAUGCAACCACAACCACACAACAUGCUGUGAAAACUCAAUGAACAAUUCGUAAUUGAUAUAAUUAGGAAUUUAGAAAACCAAACGGUCGACCGUUUCAUACGAUUUAGAGUCAAGAUUGAAAUGGUUAACUAUAGAAAGCAGUUUUUUGUAGCACUAGUAUCCAAAGUUUUGGCGUUAAAUGUAUACAAACCAAAGAAUAUAUUUAGAAACGAAAUUAAACAAAGAAAUGUAGAAAACACAAAUGUGGUUCACUAGUAGCAAACGUUUACGUUUAAGCCUAAGCUACCGGCAUUCCAAAUAUACAUGCAACAACAUAAUAACUCACAAAGAAAAAAGGAUUAUACCAGUUUUACAAACCAGCACACAUCCAACGGAUAGAUAUAAAAUUUAAGUAGACGAAUCAAUUAAGCCAUCCCACACCCACACACUGUACACAAGUUGCUGAUGAUUUCACCGAUGUACCCAUAUAUGACUCAUGUUAACCCGACGACAUUUGGUGACCCCGAGCCCUAGGUGAACCCAAAGCAGUUGCCGUUACUCGUUGCCCGUUGCCAUUCCGUUUUCCCGUUCAAAUGCGUUCAAAUGCUACGUUCCACCCAAAUGCAAGUGAAAUGUGAAAAGCAAAACCCAAAUGGAAGAAUUCUUCAAUCUUACAGAUGGUUCGAUGUCUUCUGCUGCUGUUGCCCACUCUGGCGGCACUUGAUCCAUUCGAAAAGCCAUUAAGCAACUUAGUCUCUUGCCAAGAUUUAGCCACAUCAGCCACAGCACACGAAGCACCACAACUCAGAGGCUAGUGAUCCGCUCCAAGAGGUGCUCCUUGUAAAUGCCCUGACCCGUACUGAUCGACCCGAUCACCUGUCUUAUUAAAUGUGAGCAGGCCGAGGCCAAAACUCAAUGUUAAUUGUUAACUCUUCAGUGUCUAGCUUGGCUUAGUGCGAUCCCAAAACGAAUUCCCACCAUCCGACAACCCGUUUUUUGUUUUCAAUCCACGAUUGCUAACCUCGCUUAUUGUUCUACACUUGCAGAAAAGAGAAGAAAAAGAAAUAAUUACGUUUUAUUUCGCUCUUGAUUUCGAUCAUUUCAAAACUCGCAUAACCAACACACACCUACAUCACAAUCCCCGCCUCUUGGCUAUCGGCGAUUGAACGAAUUUGAAUAGAAUACUCCAAAAUGCCAAGCUGCCUGCGACGGGAACAUAAACAGAUCAGAUCCACACAGAACCACUGAACCACUCACCCACUCGCAUACUCAGCACCACUCGCGCCACGCCACCACCCACCCACUUACACUCAAGCGUUGCGGCUGUGCCGUGUCUGCCACAGAAAUUCGGAAUUCGUGCACUUUCAGUCAGUUAAAACCCCAUCAGGGGUUGCGAGAAAGAGAUCAUUUGAGACAAUUAGACUACCAAUGCGAUAAUUAACGAGGGAGAAUUUUACGUUUAAAGGUCGUUCAUCAGAAGACAUCGGCAUAAUCUCGGCAACCAGAGGAUUAUCUCGAAUUCGUGCAGUUGAUUUUAUAUUUACCAUGCUACUUAUCCAGAAUGAGGGUAUUCGAGAUCGGUUUCACCUGAUUUAAAGCUACACAGUCAGAUCGAUUCGAAUUUGAAUUAUCGUUCAUAUUUGCUCCGCCAAAGAUUCUGCUGGACGGCUGUUUAGGAACGAGAAUGAAAACUGCUUAUACACAUAGACUUAUUAUUACAAGAGUUGAUAAACAAUACUUACAUCAUUACCUAUGCUAUCAUUAUAAAUGAUAAAAAUAAAUUAUUAAUUAAUGAACAAUAUCUCUACACAACCACAAGAUGGAGAACAUCGGCAGUAACAAUAACGAAAUGAGAAUUGAGAAGAGGACAAGCGCAUUAGCAUUAAGCUUAAGCAAUUACUACCAUACCGUGUACAACUUGUUUUUGGUCUUUUGCGAUACAUUAUCACAUUUAACUGUGUAGGAACAGUUACUCCAAUAUUAUGUACGGAUUAAUAUAUUUAUUUAAACAACUAUCGGUUGAUUACGCGACAUGUCCAUGUAGCUAGAAUAUGAAAUUAAAUAUCCAUUACGGGGUAAAGAGAGAUGGAGGAAAAAAUAAAAUUAAAUGCAUCAUAUAUUUUUGAAUAUAUUAUGAUUAUGGUAUUGUGUAAUUAUGUAAAUGCAGACUAUAUAACAUUGUUUAUAAUAAUUUUUAACAAUUCUACUGAAACGGCAAUAAAUUCGAAAAUACAAACU